Messenger RNA from Theobroma umbraticum, 1830 nucleotides. Its product is annotated as putative beta-1,4-xylosyltransferase IRX10. Gene Ontology annotation, biological process: glucuronoxylan biosynthetic process; plant-type secondary cell wall biogenesis. The record is from RefSeq and is a predicted model, not a curated record. NCBI's taxonomy places the organism in Eukaryota, Viridiplantae, Streptophyta, Magnoliopsida, Malvales, Malvaceae. Gene Ontology annotation, molecular function: glycosyltransferase activity.
AAACAAACGCAGCUUUCAGAAGCAUCAGGGAUACAUUUUUUCUGUACGUGUUGUUUACAGUUCAAACAUCAUGCUGGUAUUUUCAAAAAAAAAAAAAAAAAGAAAAUGUGCUCUCUGUUCCUUGAAGCAAUGCCUCCCAAUUUUCACUUUCAAUUCCCCAACUGGAAACCUCCAUUUCCAUUUCCAUUUCCUCCCACUAUAACCUCAACUCUAAGAAAACUCACUCAACUACUCCUCCUAAUGACGUCCCACCAUAUUUUAAAAUAUGUCGUUUAUGUUUCUCUUAAAUAUGGCUGUUCCUUCCGUUCCACCUCCAAUCUCAGGCAGGACCCAUUUUCAUUUCUUUGUUGAUUCCCUUUUUUGGGUUCUUGAGAUUCUGCCAAAAUGAGGCGAUGCUUGUGGGGGUUUCUUUUUAUUGCCUUUGCUUUAGCUUGGAGCAUUGCCGCUGAGCACAACCCUCGUACUGAGAGAAUUUCUGGAAGUGCUGGUGAUGUCUUGGAAGAUGAUCCAGUAGGAAGGCUGAAAGUUUAUGUUUAUGAGCUUCCAAGCAAAUAUAACAAGAAAAUCCUUCAGAAAGACCCCAGAUGUCUCUCACAUAUGUUUGCUGCUGAGAUCUUCAUGCACAGGUUUCUUUUAUCUAGUCCUGUCCGAACCCUCAAUCCUGAGGAAGCAGAUUGGUUUUAUACCCCUAUAUAUGCCACUUGUGAUCUUACACCUAAUGGCUUGCCAUUGCCCUUCAAGUCUCCUCGGAUGUUGAGAAGUGCAAUACAGCUUAUUUCCUCAAGCUGGCCACACUGGAAUAGAACAGAGGGGGCUGAUCAUUUCUUUGUUGUGCCCCAUGACUUUGGAGCAUGCUUUCAUUAUCAGGAAGAGAAAGCUAUUGAGCGGGGGAUCCUUCCAAUUCUCCAGCGUGCUACCUUAGUUCAGACUUUUGGGCAACGGAACCAUGUGUGCUUGUAUGACGGUUCAAUCACAAUCCCUCCUUAUGCUCCCCCUCAAAAGAUGCAGGCCCACCAGAUUCCACCAGAUACUCCACGGUCUAUUUUUGUCUACUUCCGUGGGUUGUUUUAUGACGUGAAUAAUGACCCAGAAGGUGGCUACUAUGCAAGAGGUGCUAGGGCAGCUGUUUGGGAGAAUUUUAAGAAUAAUCCACUCUUUGACAUCUCCACUGAACAUCCAACCACGUAUUAUGAAGACAUGCAACGAGCUAUAUUCUGUUUGUGUCCCCUAGGGUGGGCUCCCUGGAGUCCUAGGCUGGUUGAAGCUGUAGUAUUUGGCUGCAUCCCUGUCAUCAUAGCAGAUGAUAUAGUCUUACCCUUUGCUGAUGCUAUUCCCUGGGAGGAAAUCGGAGUGUUUGUUGCCGAAGAAGAUGUUCCAAAGUUGGAUACAAUCCUCACAUCUAUACCACCGGAAGUUAUUUUAAGGAAACAGAGGCUUCUUGCAAAUCCUUCAAUGAAACGAGCCAUGUUGUUUCCACAACCUGCACAACCAGGAGAUGCUUUCCAUCAAAUAUUGAAUGGCCUAGCUCGUAAAUUGCCACAUCAGAAGAGUAUUUACUUGAAGCCUGGUGAAAAGAUGCUGAACUGGACAGCAGGACCAGUUGGGGACUUGAAACCUUGGUGAUGAAACUGUUCCUCGAUAUCCGCAGCUUCACCCUCAGGUGUACCAAGUCGAGUUAGGUGUUGGCCUCAUGUAGAAUUCUAAAAUUUUUGUAUAGAAGCUUACGUAUGGAAAUACAUACUUGGAUAUAGAUGGAUGACGCCUUCCACUUCCACAUGUAAGAGUAGCAACAAUUGUUUUGAUCUUAAAUUGAAUUUUAUAUUUGACCUC